Trypanosoma cruzi is the source of this 603-nucleotide messenger RNA. RefSeq names its product small Rab GTP binding protein, putative. Gene Ontology annotation, cellular component: endosome. The transcript has a single exon. The record is from RefSeq and is a predicted model, not a curated record. The coding region runs from base 1 to 603 and encodes 200 amino acids. Gene Ontology annotation, molecular function: GTP binding; GTPase activity. Lineage: Eukaryota; Euglenozoa; Kinetoplastea; Trypanosomatida; Trypanosomatidae.
AUGACGUCCAUCCCUGCUACCUCCAAGAAGUACAAAGUUGUCCUGCUCGGAGACAGUGGUGUGGGGAAGUCUUCACUCGUGCAGCGCCUUGCGAAGGAUGAGUGGAACGAAAACCAAAACUCAACCGUCGGCGCCUCAUUCUUCCGCUACUCCUGCCCCGUAGAUGACACCGCCGUGAACUUUGACAUUUGGGACACAGCAGGACAGGAGCGGUACAAAAGCCUCGCUUCCAUGUAUUACCGCGGCGCCGCGGCGGCACUUGUCGUCUACGAGUUGCCGCUGUACGAGACAUUUGAACGGGCGAAGUAUUGGGUGCGGGAGCUUGCAGCAAAUUCACCCGAGACGAUUAUUACUCUUGUAGGCAACAAGAGCGAUCUGGCAAACAGACGCAACGUGAGCGCGGAGGAAGCCACGGCAUACGCGAAGGAAUUGGACCUGAUGUUUAUUGAGGCAAGUGCCAAGGACGGUAGCAGAGUGCGUGAUAUAUUCGAGAAGAUAGCACGUCGCUUGGUUGCUGCGAACAGCCAGAACACCGUACGGGACGGCGGCGUGAUUGGAGCCCGCCAGCCAGGCAAAAAAACGAGGCAAUUAGGCUGCUGCUGA